AGUGGUGGUGUUAACUUUGAUGUUUGUUAGGAAAUACAUGUAUACAUUAACCAUUAAGAAAGUUUCAAUAAUAUUCCGAUUAAAGGAUAUAUAUAUACAAAAUAAUUCAAGAUGAGUAAUUCGUCAGUCAAUGAAAAGGAUCUGGUGAUAGACAAGGCGAUAGCUGUAACGUGCUUCUCAAUGGCUGUGAUCAUAGUUGGGCUCAACGGCUUGGUCAUAUUUACCCUCAGUCGGCAGAAGGGAAAUAAUCGCUUACACUUUUUCAUACGUCAUCUAGCCAUUGCAGACUUACUUGUUGGAUUGAUUGCUGUUACCGGCGAUGCAUUAAAUAUCGGCAUUUUGCACGCAGAGUGGCUGGCCGGCGACGUCACGUGUCGUAUGCACAGAUACGCCUGCUAUGUUAUUCUUAUCGUCUCCAACAAUCUGCUCAUUGGAAUGAGUGUUGACCGCUUCCUUGCUGUGAAGUGUCCGUUAAGAAAGAUUACUGGCGGUUACAUGCCAUACCAAACAAUCAUCAUCGGUUGCUGGGUUCUUGGAUUAGCCUUACCUUCAUGGUUAAUACCUUUCUUUGGGACAGAAUAUAGUUUAACGUACCCGCAAAUCUCAUGCAAGGUUAAGUUAAAAACAGACGGUCAAUGGCAGGCGUUUGUUUGGAGCACACUAACUGGGAUUUUUCUUUUGCCCCUUUUUGCUAUUUCCGUCUGCUAUAUUGGCAUCUCACUUGUCGUCUGGCAACACUGGAAGGAUGGACAGAGGCUAACAGAAGUGAAGGACAAGUCUCAAGCACAAGGGAUUUUAGAGCGUGCUCGACCAAAUAUGUUAGGGUUGCUUCCAAAAGCCAAAGUGAGAUCUAUAAAAAUGACAUUCAUCGUUUGCUUUGCAUUCUUCGUCUGUUGGAUGCCGGCGACAUUGAUCUACCUUUUUGAUGUCCAUCGAUUAAAUUUCCUAGAAAGUACGACCAAACGAAUGUUAGAGAGGCUAUAUCCGCUGAACAGUCUUUGUAACCCCCUCAUCUUCAUCAUGUUCAAUACGAAACUUUUCACUUGUCGUAAGAAAAAUGCUCACGCGCAUGAUAAAGACAACAUUGGCACUCAUCUGACGAUAUCCUGACUACUUUUGGAGAUAUGGCGUCGCAAAUUGACGCCCUUUAAGCGUUUUAGUGACGCAAAUGUGUAUUUCCAUUAGAACAAAACAUAGUGGAGCAUACUUUUACCGAGCUAGUGUGUGAGAGGUAUUCCGUUUAUAAGCUAACUUACCUACACACUAUAAAGUGAUUCAUCAGUAAAAGUGUUGUAGUACAUCAUGCAUAUAUGUAUUACGUUCAUCUACAGAUCGCCUGCCUAUACACGUUCAUGUGUAAGAAAUUGUUCGAAUAUCUUCUUAUUCAAUUACAUUGUUUUAAAAAGUAAAAAAGUUAGUUUGAAAUACAGCAGUAUUAUUCAGAGAAUAUUUAAUAUAAUGUUACAGUGUUUUUGUCUAUUUUGCAUAUUGAAAGUGAAUUAUAUUUUACUUUUGUUUUAUCCGUGUGUGUAUUUGAGUAGA
Messenger RNA from Mya arenaria, 1542 nucleotides. Its product is annotated as cardioacceleratory peptide receptor-like. Gene Ontology annotation, cellular component: membrane. The transcript has 7 exons. Lineage: Eukaryota; Metazoa; Mollusca; Bivalvia; Myida; Myidae. Gene Ontology annotation, biological process: neuropeptide signaling pathway. Gene Ontology annotation, molecular function: vasopressin receptor activity. The record is from RefSeq and is a predicted model, not a curated record. Bases 112 to 1110 code for a protein of 332 amino acids.